UGUAAUGGUUCUUCUUUAGACGGCCUCAAGAUGGCGGCGUUGCUAAUGACAGCGCGUCCCCUGGAGGAGGAGGAGGUGGGAUUUCCUCUCCUCUUCAACAUCAUUCCCUCUUCGCGCUUUCCACAGGAUGUAUCGGCGUGCUGUGCACCUGCUCCCAGCCUCCCAUUACUAUACUCCACGGCUGCAAUAACCCGUUUAAACUAACUCGUUAACCAAGACCUAAACGAACCGUCCUCUGGUACCAGAAAGGCCUUGAUACAGAGAGGCUGGAAACAACGUAACAGAGGAUGCGUUAUUUAUUUUUUUAAUCGAGAUUCAGCAGUGAGACAGCAUCUUUGCCGGUGACACAUCGUUAGCCCUACAAGUGGAGAAGCCCUCCAGGUCACCAUGUCGGACAAAAGUGACCUAAAAGCAGAGCUUGAGCGUAAGAAGCAGCGCCUCGCCCAGAUCAGGGAGGAGAAGAAAAGAAAGGAGGAGGAGAGGAAGAAGAAAGAGAAGUCAGACAGCCAAAAGAAAACAGAGGUGACCCCUGAAGAUUCAGACUUGGACCGCAAGCGCAGAGAGACUGAGGCCCUGCUCCAGAGCAUUGGUAUCUCCCCAGAACCUCCGCUAGUCCCGACACCCGUGUCUCCCUCUAAAUCAGUGAGCACGCCCAGUGAGACGGGGAGCCAGGACUCAGCCGAGGGAGGGGCAGUGGGCAGGUUUAGGUCAGGUUUCUCUAAAAACAAGCCCCAAGCACAGAGCUCAAGGACACUGCAAUGGGACACAGACCCCUCUGUGCUGCAGCUGCAGGCGGAUUCUGAGCUUGGACGCAGGAUGCAUAGGCUUGGCGCCUCUAAGAUCACACAGGUAGACUUCCUUCCCAAAGAGGUGGUCUCUUACAGCAAGGAGACGCAAACACCAAUCAACGCCCACCUUUCUGAAGAGGAGGAAGAGGAGGAUGAAGAGGUGUUGGAGGCAAAGCCUGGCCCAGAGGCCGAGCUGCGGGAUGAAGACGACAAGGAGACCAAAGAUGGUUCUUUUCCUAUGCUGCGGGAACUGACAGAAGAGGAGAGGCAACAGAUUCUGCACUCCUCUGAGUUUCAAAGCUUUUUCGACUGUAGCAUUCGGGUGAUGGAGAGAGCGCUUGCUGAGGACAGCGACAUCUUCUUCGACUACAGCGGCCGUGACCUUGAGGACAAAGAGGGAGACUUGGGAAGCGGCUCUAGUUUGUCCUUCAGCAGACUCUUUUAUGAUGAGCACUGGUCCAAACACCGUGUUAUUACCUGUCUUGACUGGUCCCCUCAGUAUCCCGAAUUACUGGUUGCCUCUUACAAUAACAACGAAGAUGCUCCCCACGAGCCAGAUGGUGUUGCCCUUGUGUGGAACAUCAAGUUUAAGAAGGCUACACCAGAGUAUAUAUUUCACUGUCAGUCUCCGGUGGUAUCUGUUGGUUUUGCCAAGUUUCAUCCCAACUUGGUGGUAGGAGGAACUUACUCGGGACAGAUUGUUCUGUGGGACAACCGCAGCCACCGUCGGACCCCUGUCCAGAGGACCCCCCUCUCUGCUGCAGCGCACACUCACCCAGUAUACUGCGUAAACGUGGUCGGCACCCAGAAUGCCAACAACCUGAUCACUGUAUCUACAGAUGGGAAGAUGUGUUCGUGGAGCCUCGACAUGCUCUCUCAGCCUCAGGAGACCAUGGAACUUGUGUACAGCAAAUCCAAGCCUGUGGCAGUGACGGGUAUGGCUUUCCCAACGGGAGAUGUCAACAACUACGUGGUGGGGAGCGAGGAGGGCAUCGUGUAUACUGCAUCCAGACAUGGCAGUAAAGCGGGCAUCUGCGAAAUCUUCGAGGGCCACCAGGGGCCGGUUACGGGCAUCAGCUGUCACAGUGCAGUGGGCACUGUGGACUUCUCCCACCUCUUUAUUACAUCUUCCUUCGAUUGGACUGUCAAACUCUGGAGCACCAAGCACAACAAACCCCUGUACUCUUUUGAGGACAAUGCCGACUACGUGUACGACGUCAUGUGGUCGCCAGUGCAUCCCGCCAUGUUUGCCGCCGUGGAUGGCAUGGGCCGCCUGGACCUGUGGAACCUCAACAACGACACCGAGGUGCCAACUGCCAGUGUGACUAUUGAGGGAGCUUCGGCUCUGAACAGGGUCCGCUGGUCAUCAGGAGGGAAGGAGGUGGCUGUGGGUGACUCAGAGGGCAGAGUUUGGAUCUACGAUACAGGAGAGCUUUCCGUGGCCCACCCUGAAGACUGGGCGCGCUUUGCUCGCACGCUCAUAGAGAUUCGUGCUAACCGGGCAGAUGGCGAGGAGGAGGGCCCUAUGGAGCUGGCUUCAUAGAAAAGGACUCCAAAACCAAAGUGACUGGAGAUCAGAGAGCCGGUGUGAUUCAGCUGGUGUCACUGUAGCAUGUGAUCCUCACUCAGUUUUUCUUUCUCCACCUUCAAGAACAUCUUCAUGUCUGUACAGAACAAGGCAGAGCCUUUAUUGUAAUUUUGCUCUCAGUAAGUGACUUCAAAUUAUUUGUCUGUCUUUAUUUGUUUAUUGACUUCAGGUGUUGUGUUGCUUGCAUCUUGAGAGCCUACAGUAUAUAUAGAGUGGCAGUAUUAUAGCCGUAUGAAGAUGUGUGUACUGUAACAGAGCUUUGCACAGCAUUAACAAUAAAGCAGGGUCAUAGAGGUUGUCAUGUAUUGUUUACAAAUAUAACGAUCACUUUAUGUUCAGCUUUUUCACCCCUUGUGUAAAAUCUGCACGAUGCACAUGCCUGAGUUUUCCAGAUGCAGGAACCUCACUGUAGCUCCUUUAUUUCAGUCAGUGUGUCCAGAUAAGGAACAAGUGUGCUUUUUCUCUGCUGAAUGAUUGUAGCAGGUAUAUUGUAACUCAGAGUGAUUGCUGUGAAACUUGCUAUGUUUGCUAUUAAAGCAUAACUAACAAA
Molecule: messenger RNA, 2926 nt
Organism: Girardinichthys multiradiatus
Lineage: Eukaryota; Metazoa; Chordata; Actinopteri; Cyprinodontiformes; Goodeidae
Gene: dync1i1a
Product: cytoplasmic dynein 1 intermediate chain 1
Exons: 19
Coding region: 388-2331 (647 amino acids)
Biological process (GO): transport along microtubule
Cellular component (GO): cytoplasmic dynein complex
Molecular function (GO): dynein light chain binding; dynein heavy chain binding
Source: RefSeq, a predicted model, not a curated record